CGGCCGUUGGUGGGCAUGCUCCCUGAGUUUGGCCCCGCACCGGCAUGGCGGCCGCCUUCCCUGGGGUGACUUUAAUGCUUGUGGCUUUGCGGUUGUGAGCGGCCGGCUCCGAGUGCAGACGCACCGAAGAGCUUGUGCGAGGUGAAGCCGAGGAGACCUGCACCCGUCCCCGGCCGGGCUCUCGUGCGCCAGGGAAGAAAACAUGGCUGAGGGCGAGCGGCAGCCGCCGCCAGAUUCUUCAGAGGAGACCCCUUCAGCCACUCAGGACUUUAUCAUUCCAAAAAAGGAGAUCCAUACAGUUCCAGAUAUGGGCAAAUGGAAGCAUUCUCAGGCAUAUGCUGACUAUAUUGGCUUCAUUCUUACACUCAAUGAAGGCGUGAAAGGGAAGAAGCUGACCUUCGAAUACAAAGUCUCUGAGGCCAUUGAGAAGCUGAUGGCUCUUCUUAACACACUGGACAGGUGGAUUGAUGAGACCCCUCCGGUGGACCAGCCCUCUAGAUUUGGGAACAAGGCCUACAGGACCUGGUAUGCCAAACUCGACCAGGAAGCAGAAAACUUGGUGGCCACAGUGGUCCCCACUCACCUGGCAGCUGCUGUUCCUGAAGUGGCUGUUUACCUGAAGGAAUCAGUGGGGAACUCCACACGCAUCGACUAUGGCACAGGACACGAGGCCGCCUUUGCUGCUUUCCUCUGCUGUCUCUGCAAGAUUGGGGUGCUCCGGGUAGACGACCAAGUAGCUAUUGUCUUCAAGGUGUUCGACCGGUACCUUGAGGUUAUGCGGAAACUCCAGAAAACAUACAGGAUGGAACCUGCCGGCAGCCAGGGAGUGUGGGGCCUGGAUGACUUUCAGUUUCUGCCCUUCAUCUGGGGAAGUUCCCAGCUUAUAGACCACCCAUACCUGGAGCCCCGGCACUUUGUGGAUGAAAAGGUCGUGAAUGAGAACCACAAAGACUACAUGUUCCUGGAAUGUAUCCUGUUCAUCACUGAGAUGAAGACUGGUCCAUUUGCAGAACACUCCAAUCAACUCUGGAACAUCAGUGCUGUGCCCUCCUGGUCCAAAGUGAACCAGGGUCUCAUCCGCAUGUAUAAGGCAGAGUGCCUGGAGAAGUUUCCUGUGAUCCAGCACUUCAAGUUUGGGAGCCUGCUGCCCAUCCAUCCUGUCACAUCUGGCUAGGAGGGGCUGAGCCAUCAGAGCUACCCAGGCCAGGUUCCUGUGCCCUCUCUGACCUGACAACCCACCCACCCUUUCUCUGUUCUUUCUGUUUGAUGAGAGGCUGUUUAAUGGGGUGGUGUAGGGUGGGGUGGUGAGACUGAAGGGUUUGAGUGAGUUGGGAGAAGUGACCAAAGUGGCCAGUUUCUGACUGUCCUUCUCGUGGGCAGAUACGAAAGGGACUGGGUCCCAGUCCUAGGCACCCCACCCCUUUUCCUGGCCCUUCCCACCCUCCUCUCCUGCCCAGUCCCUGUUGAGACCAGGGCAUCUUGCUGUUUCCUUUGCUUUUCCUCCUUGUCCCAGUGAUGCCUUGCUAAGGGUCAGGGUUUCUGCUCCUCCAGGGGUGGGUCAGUUUCCCAAGCCAUGUUCCAGUGGGUGUGAGGCUGGUGGUAGCUAUGGGGAGGGUCAAUGUGGGGUGGAGGCAUAGGGGUUAGUGAAGGGGCUGUGGCUGUUGGGGCUGGCCCUCUCAAAGUGUCUCCCUAGGUCCCUAGGGGACCUGUACCCAGACCCUCAUCCUGUCUUAUUCCCUGGCCCUUGGCUUUGCCAGGUUUUUCUGGCCAUUGCCACACCUUCUCCCUACUUCCCAGGGAUAGUCUAAGCUCUAAAAACUGCCCUUUGGGUAGUCCUUGGGCUCCUGGAAGAGCUCAUCUGACUGGGUGGGGGCUGUCUUUCCAGAACUGUCCCUAGCAAGCAGAGGAUGUGAGACACUCAGGGAGGUCCUGGGGUCAUGGUAUCUGUAGAGAGAGCCUGGUUUCCUCCAGACAGUCUCAGGCCAGGACACUGCUGCUACCUCCUUGCCGCUUCCAACUUCAUUUGAGGCUGAGGCCUGCUGCUCUGCUCUGUUAGUGCAGCUGGUGUGGGAGAGCAGGGGAGGCAGCAGCCCCCUACUCCCUUCUCCCACCUCCCUUUAUAGGCUGAGGUAAGUGACACCCCCCUCCCCCCCCCCCCACCUCAGCAUAGACUCUUAAGCAUGGGCUAGGCUCCUGGUCAUAGCUCAUCAGUACCAGUGUUUUUUUAGUGCUAUCGCUAGGCUGGUGCCUGCAGAUUCCUCUGUUCCACCCAGGCCUGUCCUCCACUGUCCCCUUCUGUGUCUGGGUCCACAGAACCUUUGGGCAGAGGGUACUAAGAAGCACAACCGAGGGGCUUAAGCCAGGGACUGGCAAUGGUCUGGGCAAAACUGGGACAGGAGCCAUCAGAGUCAGAUAGUUUUCCGAGUGGCCCAGCAUCAGCCUCCCUCCCAGGGCCAAACCAUAGCCAUCCUGGCUCCACCCAUGCCCCUGGGCCCCAAGCCCUGCGCCUUCAUUGCUGUACAGAUUAAAGCCUCUGUUUUGCACCUGUAA
Molecule: messenger RNA, 2550 nt
Organism: Jaculus jaculus (lesser Egyptian jerboa)
Lineage: Eukaryota; Metazoa; Chordata; Mammalia; Rodentia; Dipodidae
Gene: Ptpa
Product: protein phosphatase 2 phosphatase activator
Exons: 10
Coding region: 203-1174 (323 amino acids)
Biological process (GO): mitotic spindle organization
Cellular component (GO): nucleus; cytoplasm; protein phosphatase type 2A complex
Molecular function (GO): protein tyrosine phosphatase activator activity; peptidyl-prolyl cis-trans isomerase activity
Source: RefSeq, a predicted model, not a curated record